Molecule: messenger RNA, 1610 nt
Organism: Alosa alosa (allis shad)
Lineage: Eukaryota; Metazoa; Chordata; Actinopteri; Clupeiformes; Clupeidae
Gene: sgf29
Product: SAGA complex associated factor 29
Exons: 10
Coding region: 122-1003 (293 amino acids)
Cellular component (GO): SAGA complex
Source: RefSeq, a predicted model, not a curated record
GCGAGACCUAUGGGAUAGCUGGCUAAAUAGUUAGCUCAUUAGCUAGCGAUAAUUUUUGACGUCUUUUAAAUUGAAUGAGAAAUCCCUCAUCAUAAUAGUUACUGUAUUUCAUGUAGGCGAGAUGGCUUUGGUAUCGGCAGACACUAAGAUCGCAGAGUUACUGACGGAGCUUCACCAACUAAUCAAGCAAACGCAGGAGGAACGAUCCCGAAGUGAGCACAACCUGCUCAAUAUUCAGAAAACCCAUGAGAGAAUGCAAACUGAAAACAAGACCUCGCCGUACUACCGGACUAAACUACGUGGGCUCUACACAACAGCCAAAGCAGACGCAGAGGCAGAGUGUGGCAUUCUGAGGCGAGCGCUGGAUAAAAUAGCAGAGAUCAAAUCCCUUCUGGAGGAGAGACGCAUAGCUGCUAAGAUGGCGGGGGUGUACAGUGACUCGGACCCCCCCAGGAAGACCAUGAGGAGGGGGGUGCUGAUGACCCUCCUGCAGCAGUCCGCGAUGACCCUGCCCCUAUGGAUCGGCAAACCAGGAGACAGUCCCCCCCCCCUGUGUGGGGCGAUGCCUGCGAGUGGCGACUACGUGGCCAAGCAGGGCGAUAAGGUGGCGGCGCGCGUCAAAGCCGUCGAUGGGGACGAGCAGUGGAUCCUUGCCGAGGUCGUCAGCUACAACCACUCCACCAACAAGUAUGAGGUUGAUGACAUUGACGAGGAGGGAAAAGAGAGACACACUCUGAGUCGGCGCCGCAUCAUCCCGCUGCCCCAGUGGAAGGCCAACCCUGAGACGGACCCUGAAGCGCUCUUCAGCAAAGACCAGCUGGUGCUCGCGCUCUACCCACAAACCACCUGCUUCUACCGGGCCCUCAUACACACACCUCCGCACCGGCCCCAGGAUGACUACUCUGUGCUGUUUGAGGACACGUCGUACGCUGAUGGCUACUCGCCGCCGCUGAAUGUGGCCCAGAGAUACGUGGUGGCCUGCAAGGAGAACAAGAAGAAGUGAGACGAGACGAGACGAAGGAGAGGAGACGAGACGAAGGAGAGGAGACGAAGGAGAGGAGAUGAAGGAAAGGAGACGAAGGAGAGGAGAUGAGAUGAGAAGCAGUGAGACGAGACAAGACGAAGGAGAGGAGACGAAGGAGAGGAGGAAGAGGAGGAGACUGGGGAAGAAAAGAGGAGGAAGAUUAAAAGAGAGCAGGAACAUGACACACUGCUCUCCAUCGCCCCCUGCUGUACUGAUGCUGAAUGAGUCUCUGGUGGGGUGGAGCAAAGCACUCUGGGAAAGAGUCCUUCAACAUCCUCUCUAUCACACACACACACACACACACACUGUCCGUCUGUCUCUCUCUCACACACACACACACUAACAAACACAAAUACUAACAUCUGUGACUGGUGAAACACUGUGCUUCUCCAGUCGUAGUGUGGACCAGCCUUCCGUAUUCCUUUGUCUCUCUUUCUCAAACACACACACACACACACCUUCUGUCUCCCUCUCUCUGUAUAUUUCUUGUGUUGCCCUAAUUUGUCUAAUGUGUCUAAUUUUUCAGCGUCUUUGCAUUCAGGAAUGUGAUUUUGCAAAAUAAAAAAGUCCAUUUUGUGAUAAAUAA